Messenger RNA from Drosophila arizonae, 1100 nucleotides. RefSeq lists its product as uncharacterized. Gene Ontology annotation, cellular component: nucleus. The record is from RefSeq and is a predicted model, not a curated record. Lineage: Eukaryota; Metazoa; Arthropoda; Insecta; Diptera; Drosophilidae. Gene Ontology annotation, molecular function: zinc ion binding.
UAAAAAUAAUAUUAAGAAGGAUGUCAACUGUUUGCCGACUGUGUCUACGGAAAGAUGCCAACUUCGUUAUCAGCAAUGGCCAAGUGGCCGUGAAAAUCCUUUCCUGCACAGGUCUAGAAAUUGAUCCCAACGACAAACUUCCGCAACUCAUUUGCCAAGUCUGCCGACUGCAUUUGGAAGAGUUUCAUUAUUUUCGCAAACGUUGUCAUGCGGCUGAUCGCCGUCUACGUCAGCUGACACGCCUUGGCCGGAGUUUUGACUAUGAAAGUAACUUAUUAGAUAGUGACAAGUCGGAUGUACUCUUGCUAAAAGAUGUAGCCAACUGCACGCCAACAGCUUGCUCGGAAAGCAACGCCCGUUGGCGCAGGGAGGCAGCUCAAAUGAUUCGACGCGAAAUAGACAGCCACAAGAGUGACUUAGUUGUCGUGUGCAAACAACAAGUGAGAGAGGAGAUCGAGCAGCAAGUCCGUAGUGAAGUGGAGAGCCUCAUAAUCGCCGACGUCAAAAAGAAAUGUCAGCUAAAAGUGUUGGACGAUCUGUUUUAUGAGAUUGAAACUUGGUUUGUCCACAAGCGUAACAGUGCAGCUCGUUCCCAGGCAUUGGACUCAGACUGCUUUUUGUCAGACAUGGAUGCUGCUGAGAUGGAGAGCGCAUCUACUAUCACGGACCAAAUUGGCUCUAACUCCGAGCUGAUGACCAACGCAGAGUCCGUUAAUAAUUUGAAUAAUAGUACAGAGAGCUUAGUGGAAGUUAUUGAAACUGUUCCAAGUCCAAUACAUCAACCAUCUUCUGGCAGCAGUGCUCCCGCUAUGGAACUAAUACCGACAUCAUCAAAAGUUCUUCCAAUGGUUGAAAUCAAUAUGGAUAACUCUCAGUACAGUCACCUGCGAGAGUAUGGAAACACCGCCAAUUUCCUAUCUACGAAAGAUCUAGUAUCUCCUGUGAAAACUCCCCGAGUGCGCCAUAAAGAAAAAGAGCUGUCUCGCAUACAACUGAGGGAUCGCAUUUGCCAAAUACAUGGCACGGAGAAUGAAAAAAUUCGAAAUUGUCUUCGAUGUCGCCUAAGAGGACCGCUUAAUACGAAGAAAAAUACUAAAUAG